AUGGAGGCAGUAACAAGGGCCCGCCUCUGGCUUCCCGAGCUAAUCUCGCUGCUUGGUGUGACACCGAAAGAUCUUUUCAACUUCGACGAAACAGCACUUUUCCCGGCGUGUCAGCCACGGAAGACAUGGGCGCUGGAGGUUCCUGUCGGCGGAAAAAUUGCAAAAGACCGUGUGGUUCUUCUCGUGGACAAUGCAGCGAGCCACCGUGUUGAUUCGGCGACCGCUUUGCGCGAAGACAUACUGGGAUUCCGCACCGUGAAACUGAGCAACUUGCGCAUCGUAUACCUCCCUCCGAACACCACCGCUUUCACGCAGCCCCUUGACCAGGGCGUGAUCCGUGCAGUGAAAGCCCGCUUUCGGCAGCGGGUGAUUGCUGAUUGGCUGCAUCGGUGGGACGACAGCGGGAGCAGCGGCACCCGCCAGACCGUGAAGCCAAAAUCUUGGCAGAUGGUCAUGUGGGUGUUUGAGUCUUGGGAUGAUGUUGAACCUGAGACAAUUCAGCGCUGCUGGUGGCACGCAGGCAUUCUUCCUCGUGCCUGGAUUCCCCUCUUCCCGCGCAACGUCACCGCUACUACAUCGGACCCGGCAGCCACUAGUGAGCAGCUCGACUUGCUCUCCACGCAACUCCAGCGCCUCAAUAUCGGGCCAGCAGCAAUGACGGCGCUGGAGUUCAACUCUGUUGACGACCAAGUUCCCACAUGCGACUUCUUUGGGCCUGAUCCGCUGGCGGACGAACCCCCUCGCACACACGGCAGUCCUCGUGCGGAUCCCGUCCAGCCAAGUGGACCGGCCGACGCGGACAUGCUCCGCGAGCGACGCCGCGUGGCUAGGAACGCCACUGAGAUCCUUAUCGGCUAUGCGCGGGCGUCAAGGAUCCUGCCAAUGGAUCUGGCGCAGAUAUUUGGCAUCAGCAACUCUGAUGUACUUGCGCGACUGGAUCGAGCCAGUCGCGCGUACCUGAACCUGAACAACCCCCCACCUAGCAGCGGCAGUUACGCUGUGGGUGAUGCACAAGAUGCAACGGCGGUUAUGGACGGCUUCGCGGAGGAAGCUGAAUGGCUCCGCGACUUCUAA
Closterium sp. NIES-65 is the source of this 1074-nucleotide messenger RNA. Lineage: Eukaryota; Viridiplantae; Streptophyta; Zygnematophyceae; Desmidiales; Closteriaceae. The record is from the annotation of a GenBank genome assembly.